AUGGCACCGCCAUCGGCAGGGAAGCAAGGUUCGGAUGUUGCGAGGCAAGGGGACAAGCCGCACACCAUCUUGGAAACGAUCGAGUUGAGUGAUGAGAGCGAUGAUGAGUUCAAUUACGAGGAACUCCCUGAGGAUCCCGAACUUCUUGAGCAGGACGACGAGGAACAACUCGAUGACAUCAAUCGUUUGUUGGCAGAGACCAAACAGCCAGCCGAUGGCCAGGAUGCAGCCGAAGAAGCUGGACUGGCCAAGGUGCAGCAACGCCCUCAAGUCAUUGACGAUUUCUUCCGCAACUUCUUGCUGAAGUACGAGAUGAAGCGCUCCCUGGAGGUCUUCCAAGCCGAGUGGUACGAGAUGCAGCAGACGGGGAAGUUUAAGGAUUCGGAGCUGACCAUUGUUCCCGAUGUCUACACGCGCAACCACGGUUUCCAACAGGAGGUUUUGCUACUUCGCGAAGAGCUGGAAAAGGCCCGCAUGGUGGCUGCGAAGGCCAAGGAAUCCUGGGACAAGUUUCGUAAAGAGCGAGAUUACCAUCGCAUGCAUCAUCGACGGGUCGUACAGGAGAAGAACAAGCUCAUAGUUGAUCUCAAGCGUCUGAAGAAGCACUACGAACAGUACGAGCCUACGCUGACGGAGUUACGGCACAAGUACGAAGUCGCAAUGAAGGAGAAGAUGCUGAUGCGCCUGGAGCGCGACCGCUACGCAGCUAAGGCCGAGUCUUUGCAGAAGCAGCUCUCACAGGCCGAAGCCAAAGACGAGACUGCCAAUAGCAAGGAUCUCACUGAAGGUGACGAUGCGCACAAUAGGAAGAAAACACUACGAGAAGCACCUUGGCCGAGCGAAGACAGGACCAACCCCUACACCAAUUCAAACUUCGAGGCGGUGCGGGUGGCCGAGUUCGCAAGGACGCAGGUCUUCAAAGGUCACUUGGGAGCGGUGUCACGCGUUGCAUUCCAUCCGAAGAUCCCGGUGGUAGCAACCGCGUGUGAUGAUCAUACGUGGAAAAUGUGGUCUGUGCCAGAAGGUCAACUUGUCCUGAGUGGUGAGGGGCACAGGGAUUGGGUCAGUGGCAUCUCCUUCCAUCCACGUGGCUCCCUGGUCGCGACAUCUUCUGGAGACUCCACCAUCAAGAUCUGGGAUGUUGCGAAAGAGAAGUGCAAGCACACUUUGACUGAUCAUACCCAGCCUGUUUGGGCUUGCUCCUUUCACGACAUGGGGGACUUUGUAGUCUCCUGCUCUAUGGACCAGACGGUGAAGGCAUUCGACAUGAUGAGCAUGCGGUGCCGGCAAACGUUCCGUGGUCAUGUAGACUCUGUCAACUUCGUGACUUUCCAGCCUUUUUCCAACAAUGUGCUUACAGCAGCCGGUGACAAGACCAUUUCACUGUGGGAUCUCCGCAGCGGCCUUUGUGUGCAGACGUUCUACGGUCACGCAAAUGCUUGCAAUCAUGCCAUGUUCAACCUCAAGGGUGACACAGUGGCCUCAUGUGACGCAGACGGAAUUGUGAAGAUGUGGGACGUGAGGGUGGUGUCCGAAUUCCUUCAGAUUGAUACCGGACGCCACCCUGCCAACGCUGCGAAUUUCGAUCGAAGUGGAAAGAUCUUGGCCAUUGCGCCGCAGCCUUGGCUCCUCUGUGUAAAGAGGGCCUUGCGUCAGCGUUGCAAGUUUCAUUCCAAUGCCGGUGACUGGAGGUCCGGCGAUGCCUCCAUCAAGACUUUCAAUAUAGAGGAUAAAGUCUUCGUGGCGAACUUGGAGGGGCAUGAAGAUUCCGUCCAGGACGUGGUGUUUGAGCCGCAAGCAAACAAGUUCCUCAUCAGCGCAUCCUCCGAUGCCACAUUUUCUUUGUGGCAAUGA
Symbiodinium sp. CCMP2592 is the source of this 1854-nucleotide messenger RNA. Lineage: Eukaryota; Dinophyceae; Suessiales; Symbiodiniaceae. The record is from the annotation of a GenBank genome assembly.